UAUAAACAUCGAAAAUAAAAGAAUGAGUAACAUUCAUUCCCUAAAACGUUUUAAAGAGCUCCAGUUACUAAGCACUAAAGUUUCCAAACGCUAUGCCCAAUGAGUCUGUAAUAUUGUCUAUUUCUUAUUUUGUAAAAAAUUUGGAAGAUCAGCAUUAGAUAUGGAAGAGCAGAAAAAGAAUUCAGGGACAUGCAGGAGCUGGGAAGAGGAAACUUAUUGGAAACAUUUUCACUUUGUGCAUUUCUUUCAAAUUCUUCCUACUUAUUUCCUUCAUCACCUUACACUUCCGACAAAAUUUACUGCAAAUGAGAUAGCCAAAUUACCUGAAGUUGUAAUUCUCAAAGGCCCCAAUGAAAUCAUUUGGCAUGUCAACUUGCUGAAAACUGACAGUAAUCAUGUUAUGAUAACUGGAGAUGGUUGGAAAGAAUUUGUCAAAGCUUACUCCUUGCAAAAGAAAGACCUCAUUAUCUUUAAGUAUGACAGAGCAGGCAAAUGCUUUGAGGUGUUGAUCUUUGAUCCAGCUAGUUCAUGUGAGCGAGAAGCCUCUUAUUUUGUCAGACAGCAUAAACAAACACAAACUUAUGGUGGUUUUGAUGGACAAGCGAAGAGUACAUCAUAUGAGUAUGUCAUCUGCUCUUCUGACAGCACUGCUAACACUGAUGAAGAUAGGGAAUCAGGCAAAGACAAGUCUAAACAGCAGAAAGCCGAGAAAGUUAAUGUUUGUACUCAAAAGGGGGUGUCUACUAGCGUAGGUGCUUCUACAAUAAUUAGAGAAGUUCCAUCAAAUUAUGCAACUAAAAGGAAGGCCAUUAAUGCACAUGGUAAUCCUUCAAUAAAAGCUCGCAUUUGCUCUGCUGCUCGUGGUAGAAAUAGAAACAAAGAAGCGCCAUUAAAGAAGCAGUCGGAGACAAGGAAGAGCUACAAAGGUCCUUGCUAUAUAUCAAACAGAGGGCCUGUGACUGAGUCAGAAAAAAGCAAAGCUUUUGCAAUGGCUUGCAAAUCAGCUACCAAUGAAAGCUUCAUCGUGAUCAUGAGACCUUCGCAUGUAUAUAAACGAUUUUCUUUGGUAAUUCCGCGAAGAUGGAAAGCCGAAAAUUUUUCACGGAAAACAUUUCAAGAGGUGAUUCUUCGAAUCAAAGACAAAACAUGGGUGGUCAGCUUUUGUGCUACCAACAACCAUGGACAUGGUGGAUUCGAAGGUGGAUGGAAAAAAUUUGCACUCGACAAUUUCUUGGAGGAAUUCGAUGUGUGUUUGUUUGUGCCUGGUGGUCAAGAGAACAAGAGUUUUGUGCUGGAUGUUAAUAUUUUUAGAGUUGUUGAUGAACUUACUCCACUUAGCCCAGUAAACUAGUAUGGAGAUUUCAAUACCUCAUAUCAUUACAAAGUUCAAAUCAUCAACUACCCAAGAUCAGAUAUGAUGCCGUAUUUUUCUUCCCAAGGUGGGAACACGUGCUUAGCCGUUUACUCCCCUGGAUUUGAUAAACUGUUAGGACUCUAUAUAAUAUGUAUUAUGAUUGGGAUUGUUAUUUCUAGUAAGACUCUCUAAAUAAGUUGUAUAAAUAUAUUCCUAUGAUGAA
Molecule: messenger RNA, 1577 nt
Organism: Beta vulgaris subsp. vulgaris (sugar beet)
Lineage: Eukaryota; Viridiplantae; Streptophyta; Magnoliopsida; Caryophyllales; Amaranthaceae
Product: B3 domain-containing protein REM16
Exons: 6
Coding region: 161-1351 (396 amino acids)
Molecular function (GO): DNA binding
Source: RefSeq, a predicted model, not a curated record